Molecule: messenger RNA, 1356 nt
Organism: Colletotrichum tamarilloi
Lineage: Eukaryota; Fungi; Ascomycota; Sordariomycetes; Glomerellales; Glomerellaceae
Exons: 5
Coding region: 1-1356 (451 amino acids)
Source: RefSeq, a predicted model, not a curated record
AUGAAGCUCAUCGCCACCGUCGCCGUUGCUUUGGCGGCUCUUGCCCUAGCUGCGCCCAACCCCGAAGGUCAGACGACUUCAAUCAAACUCAGCAAGGACUAUGUCGACGCCAUCGUAGCCGCGUAUCCCGAUUCUUUCGAAGGCCAAGGCAGAAGCUUUUCGAAACGACGAUUGCGCAAACCGGCGCUUACGCGGUUCCCUCGUACCAUUUCAAAGUCCAGUCAGGCCAGCAUUCGUUUCAAACUUUUGGUGGAGAUGAUUCACUGCGACGUGAGUCGGAACGGUCGAUCACCGACGCGAAUCCGAGCACAGGGCAUUGUUCCGCUCUACCGGCCGACACACCCUGCCCCUCCUCGGCGCCGGCCGAUCGGAGUCCGGCAGUACACGCCAAGGCUAAGGCGGGAAGACCCGCGCCGGGGAACUGCUCCGGGAAAGCGGGGCGACCUCCGUCUGCCGCAGAUGAACGCCGAGGAGAACGGGCAGGAGACGAUGCUCCGCCCUCCUCUUUCCCCCUCCUCGCCUGUGCAGCUACCCGCCCUCGCAGGUUCUCCCUUCCCGAGCUGCCGCAACCAACUCUCAUCCAAUCUUCAAACGUCAAGCCCAAGCACCCACGUCUUGAACGAAUCGAGCAGGUGUCUGCUCAGAGCAUCACUGCAAUCUCGCUUAUCGACCACCAUGGCUACCAAGCCGGACGCAAAUGCCGGAGAUCCCAUCAGCACCGAGAACCAAGUGCUUAGUGCUGGUGCUUCAGUAGUGCAGGACUUCGCACCAUUAAGCAAUGUCUGCGCUCACCUCAACGCCUUUCACGCAUAUGCUUCUGAUCCCACACGCGUGGUGGAGGCAAAUCAUUACUGCGGGUACUUGAACGAAGAUGUCCGUCAAUGCAUACUCUACGAUAGCCCCGCGAAGAAUGCACGCAUCAUUGGCAUCGAGUACAUGAUCACACCAAAGCUCUACGAAACCUUGGACUCGGAGGAGCGAAAGCUCUGGCACAGUCAUGUGUAUGAGGUCAAGUCAGGCAUGCUCAUCAUGCCACAGGGAAAGCUACCGGACUUGGCUUGGCAAGCGGCAGAGAAUAAGGAGAUGGAGCAAGUCGUCCAGCUCUAUGGAAAAGUGUUCCACCUCUGGCAGGUCGACAAAGGCCACCAGCUGCCCGUGGGCGAACCGCAACUCAUGACAAGCUUCACCCAGACAGGCCAAUUGGACUUUGCCAAGUACGUUGGCGACCGAGACAAAAGGUUCAACUCAGAUUAUAAGCAAAAAGAGGAGGCUCGGAAGCAUAUUGCGAGCCCGUCGGUUCAUCCCGACGCUGACCAAGCCUGGAAGGAGAAGGACAAGAACAAGGGAGUCUCGUAA